AGCGGGUAGCUAACCUCCAGAACGGUUGAAGUAUGUACUUGAUCCUCACGGUAUUGGACCUGACGGAAUCCCUAUGAGAGAGGGCUGAGCUGAAUCCGGGUUGACGUAAUAACGUACUGUAGCCCUGUUAUGCGCUGCUUCUGCGUUGUCGAGCGCUGGGCGCGAGCAAAAAAAACAAACAUAUUCCAAGCGUCAGUGAUUAGGCCUAUUAUUCGCGUGAAUAUUGAGGACAAAGGACAAGGUGGAUACUAUAGACACGAUAAUAACAUCGUUGGCAACCUGCUUAAACAUGUACCACUCGGACCACAUAGUCGAUUUCCUUGACCUCUCCUUCACCAUCCCAAUCCCUGAAGCCUUGGGCCUAGCAUCAAACCACUGAACCAACCCCUUGUCCUAUAUCCCUCCACAUAUCCUAUACCCCCACCCCAGCACUCACACAGCCUUUUCCCCUACCCCCUGUCCAAACCCCCAUACCCGGAGGACCAUGGACAGCCCCUCCAAGCUGUCUGGCGAGACCCUGAUCGUUCAUCACAUCCCCCUGGUACACUGCCAGGUGACUGGGGGUCGGCAGGGCUACAGCGGAGGAGGAGGGGGGUCCCUGAAGAGAUCGAACCAACCAGAGAACCUGGGCCUGAGCCCCACCACCUCCCUCCCUGAGCGAGAUGUACUCCAGAGGGAAGCCCUGGUGUACAGCAGCCUCAUCCAGACCUCUACAGGAGGAGGAGGAGGAAGAGGAAGAGAAGGAAGAGGGGGAGGAGAAAGAGAGGGAAGAGGGGGAGGAGAUAGUGGAGGACAUGGAGGAGAGAGAGGAGGAGGACGAGGAGUAGGAGAACGAGGAGAAGGAGGGAGAGGAGAAGGAGUAGGAGGCGGCAGCACAGGGAGCGAUAAUUUGUCUGUGACGUCUAGUAACUCGGAGGACCAGGUGAUGGUGGACAACACUCUGCUCAGGGUGAAACCAAGGGAACAGGCCAACAACCCUCUCCGGCUCCGCCACAACCCUUUUCUGCUCAACACGGAGGAGGAGGAUGAUGACGAGGAGGAAGAGGACGAAGACGAUAGUGAUAAUCUCAACGGUUACCUGGAAGAUUCAUCCUUCCAUCUCCAUGGCAAUACAAACUCCGCCCUAGAUGAGGAGGGAGACGGGGUCACGCCCUUUCACCUCCACGACCUGGGGUUCACCACACACGAGCCCUUCCUGUUGCAAAGCACCCUGGGAAAGCACUCCUGGGGCUGCUCUGGGGGACGGGAUUCCCUCAGGGGUGUUGCCUCCGAUCUCUCCGCCCACCUGGAGGGCCUAGACCUGCUGGUAUUGGAUGGUCCUCGCCGACACGGCAGCAGCGGCUCCACCCUCUCCAUGGACUGCGGAGAGCAGGAGUGGGCCGAGGAUGAUGAGGAGGAGGAGGAAGACCCAAUGAGGGGUGGUGGGAGGAGCAGUAGCCAGGCUGACUCGUCUUCCUCCAGCUCCGCCCACCAGCUCUGCUCCUGCUACGGCCUCUCACAGACGUUUCACGAACACUUCCCAGAACAGUUUUCCCAGUCGUUGGAAUGCCAGCUAGGCUACGGCAGUGAAUCGUCCUGCAACAGCUCGGAUGGCAUGCUGGUCAACUUCAGUGCCAUUUAUAACAAGAUCAAUAACAGUGUCCCUUCGACCUCCUCCGAGCCACCUCCUCCUGCCACGACCACCAACCUGAACAGUUCCACUGACCACUCCUACACCUCCUCUGUCUGCACCUCUUCUGUACUGGGUAGGGAGGCAGGGAACCCAGGAAGAGCCAGAGACAGGGGUGCUUUCUACCUCGACCUCCACACUUCCCCCACCGAGCCCCCCAACUCUCAUCAACCAUCUUGCUCCUCCAAUAGCACCCGGUCGUUUGGACUCCACCCCUACACCAACACCUCCGCAUGCACCUGCUCAGCCGAACACCAGGGGGCGCUAGAUCUGGACGCCAACUGCAAUUCUUACCAGCCUCCCCACCACUCAGACUCAGGAAGUGACCUCACAUCCUGUCUGCAGAGUCAGGCCCAUCUCGUGGUAGCCACCCAGAACUACUACAAGUUGGUGACCUGUGACCUUUCAUCUCAGUCGCCACCGAGCCCUGUGGGAAGCUCCGCGUCGUUUACCAGCUGCUCUGACGAGCACAGCAAGGAAAGCCCCGCUCCCGACACGCCUAACACCACCCAGCCAACCGAAUACUACCUGUUCAGACGGCCACCUGGGGGAGAGGAAAAGGAGGCCGAAGAGGAAGAUGAGGAGGGAGAGUUGUCACAGCGUGAUGAAAAUGAGGAAGAGGAUGAUGACGAGGAAGAGGAGAGGAAGAAGAGGGAGCAGCAGCAGUUGGGUGGAGCCUGUUCAGACCUCAUCAUCGAGGGACAGGUGUACAUUAACAUCUCCCCUCCCGUGGUUGACCGAGGACCCAUCGGAGGCGGGACUCCCCGUUCCCGUAGCUACGACCGGAACCUGGACAAGUCCCCGCCCCCUCGGCUUGGCUCAUUGGAGCGCAUGCUGAGCUGCCCUGUUCAUCUCAGUGAGGGCGCCGUCCCCCUCGGCCCUCCCACUCCGCCACGGGUCACUUCCUUCGCUGAGAUCGCCAGGAGCAAGAGGAAAAACAGAGGAAGCACUGGCUCUCCUUCUCUCAGGACGGGGGGAUGUUCAGAUCCCUUCUCCUCCACCCACUCGGCCCACUCCCACUCCUCGGCCCACUCCAACUCCUCGACCCACUCCCCUCCUCGGCCCACUCCCACUCCUCGGCCCACUCCCACUCCUCGGCCCCUCCUCGGACCACUCCCACUCCUCGGGCCACUCCCACUCCUCGGCCCACUCCUCGGGCCACUCCCACUCCUCGGGCCACUCCCACUCCUCGGCCCACUCCCACUCCUCGGCCGACUUCUCCCCCAUCCUGGAGAACCUGGGUCAGGGUCCGAGCCACAGUGUGCCCUUCCAGCGCUGCUCCAGCCAGGGCAGUGUGGACCGCCCUGGUGGUGGCGCCAACUGUGUGGUCUCUCCAGCUCUUUGUGCAGCUCUGCUGUUGUCCGCUACACUAAAGACCAGCGUCCUACCACCCUCCCCAUUCAACCCUUCACCUUCCACCACCAGUUCUCCAAGCUGUCCCAGCCCAAGCCCAUUCUUCCCCUGCUGACGGGCUACGUUUCUGGGAUGCAGGCGCGGGGUGGAGGGCCUUCUGGAGGUCCAGAGGGGUCUGAUGGAGUCGGCGACGACCGAUGGGAAGACUCUUUGCGUCGAUGCCAGAGUGGGGGUACGAUGGGUGGGAUGGUAUCAGAGGUGGCACCGCUCGGCCCUGGCUCUGUCCGGCCCUCGCCGCUGGGUAGCUAUUCCCCCGUCCGUCUCCAGGGGCUGACCUCCACUUCCUGUUCUACCUGCACCCCCAGCCCCCAGACUCCUCGCAGCCUCUCCUGCCCCCUGUCGGCCGAGCUCCUGCCCCUCCAUUAUACCCAUCCACCACCAGCACGACUGGCGGCUGCCCCUCUGCCUCCCACUCCUCCACCUCCGCCCCAGGGGGUGAAGCGGGGUGCUGUGCCCCCCAUGCUGCCUCCGGUCCAGGGCCAGGUGCAGGGUCAGUGUCACCAGCACUACCACCGUGGGACCCUCCCCGUCCUGCCGGUCGUGCUCCAGGACAGUGAGAUUUCACUGCGAUACGAGGAGACGUCAGACUUUGUGGAGGGGAGCAGAGGACCAGGGUCCGCGACACAACAUGGACACCACCUCUCUCCCCAGACUCUGAAAUGGAGGGAGUAUCGUCGUAGGAACCCCCUGGGGGUGGAGAGGUGUUCCUCUGGGGGAUCAGGCGUACCUGCCCUAUCAGGCAGUCUGGAUGGGAAUGGUCGUAGGGGCGUGGCCAGGGGACAGCGAAUCACACGACGGAAUGUGUUUGACUUCCCUCCGGCCUCUAGUGGCCACGCCCCCCUGGGACGACUCAAUGGCCAGUCUGUGAAGCAGCUGCAGCAGCACUACAGUGACUUCCUGCCAGACUACUUCUCCCUGACGGAGCGUCCUCCAGACGAGUUCUGUCUCUCUCCUGACGCCUCCUCUUCGUCAUCGUCCUCCACUUCCUCACAAUCCCACAUCUCUGUGAACCUACAGCAGAAGAGAGGUUUAGUCAAAGCCAUCAAUACAGCAGUAGAUUUAAUCGUGGCUCAUUUUGGCACCAGUCGGGACCCUGAUGUUAAGGCGAAGCUGGGUAACAGUUGGGUGAGUCCCAACGUGGGUCACCUGAUCCUGAAGUACCUGUGUCCGGCUCUAAGGGAGGUGCUGGGGGAUGGGCUGAAGGCCUACGUCCUGGACCUGAUCAUCGGACAGAGACGCAACCAGCCCUGGAGCCUGGUAGAGGCCUCCACACAACUAGCGAUACCUACAUCAGGCCCAUCCACCUGUGUUGUCCACAGCCUGUUCUCCAAGGUGUCCCAGUACUCAGAGCUCACCAGCCACAGCAUGAGACUCAACUCAUUCAUCUUUGGACUGCUGAACUUGCGAUCUUUGGAAUUUUGGUUCAACCAUCUCUACACUCAUGAAGACAUCGUAGCGGCUCACUACCACCCGUGGGGUUUCCUGCCGUUGUCCCAGGGGCCGUGCCAGCCUCUCUUGGAGGAGCUCCUCCUCCUCCUCCAGCCUCUGUCUCUGUUGCCCUUUGAUCUGGAUCUGCUCUUUGAGCCGCGAUUGGUCCAGAGGAACCAGGAACACCUGAGAAGCAAGGAACAGCUCCGCUCCGCCUCCGCUGGCCAGGGCCUGGACCAAUCAGCAUGCUCCACCUUCCAGCUCAUGAGGGGGUGGAGCUCUGAGUCACGGAGAGCAGAGUCUAUGAGAGAAGGGGCGGAGGUUAAAAAGGAAGGAGGCGGGGUGGGGAACAGAGAAAGGUUGGGGCUGAGACGAGAGGGGACGUGGCCUAGGAUGGAAGGGGUUGGAGAGAGAGGGAGGAGAGAGGGGAUGAUGCAGAGGAUGGGGUCGAGGAGAGAGGGGGUGGGGAUCGAUAGUUUGGGGGCGGGGCUUGUAGAAGCACAGCCAAUGACAACCGAAGUAGGGACAGGAUUUGCAAACCUGUGGAGAGAGAGCGGGAGAGGGAAGGGCACAGGAAAGAGAGUGAAGGGUGUGGGAGGAGUACGCCAUGAGGAGGAGGGAGAGAAGGAAGAGAGGAGGAAGGGGAUAGAGAGGGAUUGGGCGGAGGAGGGUCGUCAGCAGCAGGAGCGUGAUCGCCAGGCGGGCUGGUGGUACCAGCUCAUGCAGAGUUCCCAGGUCUACAUCGACCAAUCAGCUCAGGGUGGGUCGAAGUUUGUUAAGAGCGAGAAGAGGAAGAAGUCUGCAGAGAGGCGGAGCCAGAGUCAGCACCCACUCCCCAGGAAGGGUGUUGUGGAAGGGGCAGAGUCUAGCCAGGAAGAGGAGGUUCUUAGGGAGAGAAGCAGGAAGAGCAGCUCCAGUGGUGAGUGGAUGGGGUCCAGGGGAAGAGGAAGACCAUCCUGGAUGGGGAGUCCACCAGAGUCAGUGCUCACCCAGGACAAGGAGAAAGAGAAGGAUCCAGGAACCACAAGGGCCACAGAAGCCACAGCGACCCAGCCAGCAGCCCAGACUGAAGACCCCUCCCUGGGCCAGAGCAUGCGCUGGGUCAGACUAUUUGGGUCCAGCAUGGGUGGUGGUGGCCCCCCCUCCAGGCCAGAUGGAGCAGAGCAGAGACCAUCCAAAAGCAGGAGGAGCAGGCUGCCGUCUGGAUGGCUGACAGGUCUGGACAUGUCCGUGCUGGACCUCUUAGUCCAGACGGUGGGGGUGGGGACAGUGAAGAGGGUGGAGCCUUCAGCUCCUCCGGCCCCUCCCACUCUGAACCAACCCUCUCCACCUCCUCAGCCGCCACAGGAGACCCAAACCAAACAGCUGUGUGAGGUGCGUGCCCUGUGCCACCACAUAGCCACAGAGCCUGACCAGCUGAGUUUCCAUAAAGGGGACGUACUGAGUGUCCUGAGCCGGGCUGACUCCGACUGGCUCCUCUGCUCCCUGGGGGCCCAGCGGGGCCUGGUGCCUUUCAUCUACGUCACCCUGAGGGGUCUGGAGGACAGCCAGGCGGCCCAAGAGCCUCAGGGGCCACUCUGACCUGACCGACUCAACUAGGGUUCCAAAAUUCACGUUUUCCAGAAUUCCUGGUUGGGAGAUUCCUGGAAUCAGGAGGGCAUAAGUAGGACAUCUGUAUAUCCUCCAACCUAGGGAUUUUGGGAAAGUUGUCAGAACCCUAGACUUGCAACCCUAGACUGAACCCAGGGCCCAGAGGCCACAGUAGAGUAUGAGGGUGGAAGGUGGAUAGGGGAAAAGGAUUCAGAGGGCCAAAGAUGGAUAUACAGCAUACUACAGAACAAGACGAUGGUAUACUCAUGGAGAAGAGACCUUGAAAUGACUGGUUUAAAGUGUAGUUAUUGUACUAUGGAGAGGCGUAUGAAACACACACACUCACACACACAGACACAGACGUAAACAUGCAUUAAUGUACAUAUAUGCACAUGCAAGCAUGCAGGCGCAAAUACGCUAUACUUCCCUAUGUAUGCAUGUCCAGUAAACUCACACACAGACACCAAACUGCCUGGGGAUAUUUUACAGAAAGGAGACAAGGCUAGCUACUGACUGCCUUGGCCGCAUCACAUACUGUAUACUAUCCCUAGCUAUACUACCCCUACCAUGCUACAGAGUAUACUCUAUCUAUCAUUCAUCUAGCUGUGCCACUCUUUGAAUGCCAAUGCUAUGCUAACGCGCUAAUGCUAGUUCUAAUGCUAGUGCUAAUGCUAGUUCUAAUGCUAGUGCUAAUGCUAGUGCUAAUACUAGUGCUAAUGCUAGUUCUAAUGCUAGUUCUAAUGCUAGUGCUAAUGCCAGUGCUAAUUGUUAAUGGAACAUUUCAGAGACUGGUUAAAGGACUUGUCAUCCAAUGGAUCCACGCCGACAUGCUUUUCUCUGAGGUUCAUUCACCCAGAGAUCCCCUGCUUUGUUGUAGGACGUAAGUAGGAAAAGUAGUUUUGUUAUAAAACAGAAAAUAAAAGCUUUCUUAGUGUGUGUGAUACAGCUGUCGACAAUCUCCACAUCUCUUUGUGGAGUAAAUACAAAUGGACAACCGGUUUAAACUGGCUUCUUCAUUACAAAUGGACAACCGGUUUAAACUGGCUUCUUCAUUACAAAUGGACAACCGGUUUAAACUGGCUUCUUCAUUACAAAUGGACAACCGGUUUAAACUGGCUUCUUCAUUACAAAUGGACAACCGGUUUAAACUGGCUUCUUCAUUACAAAUGGACAACCGGUUUAAACUGGCUUCUUCAUUACAAAUGGACAACCGGUUUAAACUGGCUUCUUCAUUACAAAUGGACAACCGGUUUAAACUGGCUUCUUCAAUCUCCAGAUUCCUGAUUUUCAUCAUCUUGUUAACGCUAUGGGUGCGUUCCUCUGCCCAGGCGUUGCUGACGCCAGAUCUCACAAAGCUUGGAUACGUAUUUUACGUAUCGGCUAACCACAUCACCUGUAUGUUAUAGCAAUCUGUCAGGACGUGGCACCACCAAUGAUUACCAACGAUGGACUGUCAAACCUGACUCUGAUUGGACAAGCCCAAUAACAUCCUCUGGCUCCUCCCUUCAUAUCCUGUUGUUUUGAUGGAUGGGACGAACUGACCUAUCACUGCAAUUGUCAGGAAAGAAAAGGGCAGAGCCGGGCCAAGUGCAUGUAACCUAGCAACAGACGGACAACGUUUUGUGUCUUUUUUACAGUGUCUUCACCCCUGUUCUGACCCCAAAACCCUAGCUCCUCCCACCUACCCCGCCUCUCUACCCCUUAACCAAUACAACUGCACAGCUUUAGGAGGAGCUGCAGUACCACGAUGACAGACUAAACCAAGUGAUUCAAUAAGCUUUGAACUCUUGUCUAUAUAUCUAUCCAUACGCACUGUAAAUGCAUAUACUUACACACGUUUAUUUAUUGACUAAUGAUGAUGUCAUGUGUCAUUGUUGAGGGGGAAAAAAACGUGUGAAUGGAAAGGCAGUAGAGGUGGAUAAAGAAGGGAUGUCCAAUGAAAACAACGUAUGACUUCUGGAGGUGUGUUUAGGUGUUCUUAACGGGAUGUUUUGUUUGGAAAAGCUGUAUAAUCACCAUGGCAACCCCAACCCCACCCGAACGAACCUCCCUAUUGUAAAAAUGGGUCUACUAAAGAGAAAAAUCAUGUUUAAACGUUUUUUUUUAAAUGCUUCAAAUUAUUCUGAUUGGUAGUAUGUAAAGAGAAAGAGAGUCAUUUUUCUUGUGUAUGCCUUAAAGUCCUUGAGAAAGAACCACAGAGAGAGCUGCUGUGUUGGAGGUAUCUAGCGUCUGACUAUGCCUGUGGUCCCUACAUGAUUCUUAUCUAUGUGACGGCGCGUCCAACCAGCCACUUUCCCUGGGUUUCAGUCGGAAAAAGAGUAUAUAUUUUCUCUGGUAAUAGAAAAAAGUAUAUGGCUAUUUUUUAGGGUGGGA
Oncorhynchus tshawytscha (Chinook salmon) is the source of this 8473-nucleotide messenger RNA. Its product is annotated as iporin. Lineage: Eukaryota; Metazoa; Chordata; Actinopteri; Salmoniformes; Salmonidae. Gene Ontology annotation, cellular component: cytoplasmic vesicle. The record is from RefSeq and is a predicted model, not a curated record. Gene Ontology annotation, molecular function: protein binding. The coding region runs from base 485 to 6091 and encodes 1868 amino acids. The transcript has 15 exons.